Molecule: messenger RNA, 1788 nt
Organism: Peniophora sp. CBMAI 1063
Lineage: Eukaryota; Fungi; Basidiomycota; Agaricomycetes; Russulales; Peniophoraceae
Source: the annotation of a GenBank genome assembly
AUGGACCACCAUUCAGCGCCGCGCCGACAAUCGUCCACGAUAGCUCACAUGGACGAGGAUAUGAUGGCUCAAAUGGGGUUCGGUGGCUUCGGGAAGCAGAGCAAAAAGCACGAGCUCAAGGCCGACCGGUUCGACAAGGCGAAGCGCACGGAUGCAAAAAAUGAGGCGUCGUCUACGCCUCCCCCAACGUCAAUGCCGCCUCCUCCGGUACCCGCAAGGUCCGAGUCCGCCUUGUCAGACCCAGCAUCGGCGCUUGGCGUAGAAGCCGAACCCGAGUACGACCCGGACGAUGACGACGACAUGGGUCCUCAGCCGGGCGACGACCUGCCUCAAUUCCCGAUAACGCACGAGCUUACGCUCAAAGACCACAACAAGGUCGUGAGUGCCCUCGCCCUCGACCCCUCGGGUGCCCGCGUCCUCUCGGGAUCCCACGACUACGACUGUAAGCUCUGGGACUUCGGUGGUAUGGAUGCUCGUGGAAAGCCAUUCAAGACUUGGGAACCGAGUGGCUCUUAUUAUAUACAUGAUCUCAAGUACGCGCCCGACGGGCAUAGAUUCCUCGUCAUUUCUGGCACCACGCAACCAAAGAUGUAUGACCGCGACGGAGAGGAGCUGGCUACUUUCAUCAAGGGAGAUAUGUACAUUCGUGACAUGAAGAAUACUGCGGGACAUGUGGCCGAGCUGUCGUCCUGCGCCUGGCAUCCGCGCGAACCCAAUACCUUCAUCACGGGCUCUGCUGACUCUACGGUCCGCAUCUGGGAUACCGAGAACAAGCGCAAGCAGAAGACUGUCAUCGUCGUCAAGUCCAAAGAACGUGGCGCGCGCACCAAGGUCGCGGCAGUUGCCUACUCGCCCGACGGUUCGCUCAUUGCGGCCGCAUGCGUUGAUGGCGCUUUGCACCUGUGGAAGACGAACAGCAACUUCGUGCGUCCGGACAGUACAGUGGAAGGCGGCCAUGCGAGGGGUACGGAGACUGGCAGUAUCUGCUUCUCCGUUGACGGAUCUACGUUACUGUCGCGAGGUGGACCGGGCGACGACACCAUCAAGCUGUGGGACGUCAGCAAGGGCAAGCUUGUGAAGAAACCCAUAGCUGUCCGCGCGAACGUCGUCUCAUUGUAUCCGACGACGAACGCGAUUUUCAGCCCGGACAACCGCUUCGUCGUUGCCGGAGCUGGUGCGGAGGUGAAAGGCGGCAAGGGUCGUCUGCUCUUCCUGCGCAGGGAAGACCUGGCAGUCGAGCAGGAGCUCGAGCUCGAGGCAACGCCCGUAGUCGUACAGUGGCAUGCCCGGAUCAAUCAGCUUGUCGUGGGUCUGACGAACGGGCAGAUAUCGGUGCUGUACAGCGCAGCGACGAGCAUCAACGGUGCGAAGCUCCUUGCAAACAAGGGUCCGGCACGCAAGAUUACGAUCGAGGACAUGAGCGAUGCCCUGGCGGCGCCGACGAUUCUUACGCCGCAUGCGCUGCCCAUGUUCAGGGACGGCGAGGAUGGGAUUGCGAGGGGCACGAAGCGGCGGCGGGAGAAGGAGCGGGCAGACCCGCGCAAGAGCCGGCGGCCGGAGAUGCCGGUCACAGGUCCAGGUCGGGGAGGGCGCGUCGGUGCGAGCGCUACACAGCACGUCGUGCAGAACUUGGUCCGCGACACGACGCGCGAUGAGGACCCGCGCGAAGCGUUGCUCAAGUAUGCAGAACAAGGAGAGAGGGACCCUCAGUGGACGGCAGCCUGGAAGCAGAACCAGCCGAAGCCUGUGUUCGCGCCUGCCGAGGAGGACGAGAAGGAGAAGGAGUAG